AUGUGUGCGUAUAAAGGAGAAGGAGUAUUUGUGGUUUCCUCUUCCCCGGGACUUCUGAAUGCUUCUGUGGAGGGAACAAAUAACUGUGAAGUUACCAGUGAGAUUUGGUAUGGCAGCAGCAUAACCUACUCAACGUUUGGCAAUACUGGUUGCCCAGUCCUUUCACCUAGAACUUGGAGCCCUGGAAGCCAAGAGCUGUAUGUUUUUAACUUGACCUCACUCACCAAGUCUGAAAAUAUCUUGUCAGCUUCAGUGUAUUAUUAUAUUGGUGAUCUGCUGAGUGCUAGCUGGAACUGUUCCCGAUCCAGAGACUGUUCUCAUCACAGGCACAGGAAACCUGAAAUUCAGAUUCAUCUUUCAGUUUGGACCUUGCCUUCUGUUGGGAACCGGACUCGGAGUCUGGGACAUUUCCUAAUAAAUGUCUCCACUGCUUACCGGGAUGUUCUUUCCUGGCAGUGGAAGGAUAUCACUCAGGUCCUGCAUGAGGCAAAACAAAACAAUGAACUUCUGAUCAGUGUCAAAAUGGAUCUGACUAGCCAUCACCCCUGGAAAAGGGCACCUUCUCGCUACGAACCCUACAUUCUGGUAUAUGCCAAUGAUUCUGCUAUUUCAGAGCCGGAGAGUGUUGUCUCUAGUUUGCAAGGGCACCGUAAUCCCCUGGUGAGGAUCUUUCCCAGGACAGAAAACCAUGUAAAGAGCAGCCUUGGCAAGCGACGGCGGAAACGCUCCACAAACGUCCUGUUGCCAUUGCAGAACAAUGAGCUUCCAGGAGCCGAGUACCAGUACAACGAGGAUGAGAGAUGGGAAGAUAGAAAACCCUACAAAACCCUCCAGCCACGGCUGGCAGAGAGGGCAAAGAGUAAGAAAAAGCAGAGGAAAAACCAUCACCAGAAGAGCCAGACUCUCCAGUUUGAUGAACAAACCUUGAAGAAGGCAAGGAGAAAGCAGUGGAAUGAGCCAAGGUACUGCGCCCGGCGCUAUCUCAAGGUGGAUUUUGCAGACAUAGGCUGGAGCGAGUGGAUUAUUUCCCCUAAAUCCUUUGAUGCCUAUUACUGCUCAGGAGAAUGCCAGUUCCCAAUUCCAAAGGCCUUGAAGCCCUCAAAUCAUGCCACCAUCCAGAGUAUAGUGAGAGCGGUUGGGGUCGUCCCGGGCAUUCCCGAGCCUUGCUGUGUUCCUGACAAAAUGUCUUCUCUUAGCAUCUUAUUCUUUGAUGAAAAUAAGAAUGUGGUUCUUAAGGUCUACCCCAACAUGACAGUGGAGUCCUGUGCAUGCAGAUAACAACUCAGCGGACCCUUUUGAAAUGCUGAGGUGAUCGGUUGCUAUUUUGUUAUUGUUUUUCAUGAUUUCUACUUUUUGUUUGCACUGCCAAUGCAUUUCAUUCUGAAAAAAGAAAAUAAACAAAUCCGAAUAAGAGAAUGGAGUGGAUUCUGAAUAGAAAUUCCAAGGAAGGGCAAUAUGAAAACUUAAUGCAUCUUUGGAUUUGACCAAGAGGUAAGUCUUGGCAAUGGGGACUGACUGUUUCUGUUGAAAUACAGAGAUGAAAGAGAAAUUUACAGAAGACUCUUCAAGAUUUUAGAGACUGUCAGAAGGACAAAUUGAUCUAUUUUUGUACAAGAUUUUGGAAAGAGCAGUAGCUGUUAAUUCUUGUCUCCGUUCUUCUAGUGACUAAUGGGAAUGGAGAUUAGAAAUAUACUAUUCAUUUUAAAGCUAAGCUUUCUGCUUUAGAUUACUGAUUAGAGCGCAGCAAGUAAGAAAAAAACUAAACAAAUCCAACUUUCUAAGAGCCUUAGAUAAUCCAACUAAGACAUGUAUUUCCUCAGUAUGACAUGUCACUGAUUGUGUAUGUAUAUUCAUUUUCAUUAACAUAUUCCUUGUAAUUCAACUUUUUAGAUCUCAGUCACCUCAGUCCAAAGAAACAAACCCAUUACUGCUGCAUUUGAAAUUGUAGUAUCUCAAAAGCAAAGACUUUUCUUUCAUGCCACUGUGAAACUCAGUGGGCUAAGGAUAUGAAAGUACCACACUCGGUGAAGCAGCUGAGUGACUUGUUCGUAAGAAAUAUUCCAUAAAAUAUUUGCAAAUAAUCUAUGCACAAAUUAUGGUAGUUGAUUCCUGACGUAAAAUUAUUUGGUGCAUAAUUCUUGAUCUGUAAACUUUCACUAUGAUUAAUUUAUCAAAACUGGCUCUGGUUGGUGAGUUUUAAUUGGUUACAUUAAUUUGAUGUAGCAUGUUUUUCUUCUCACCUUGGUUCACUUCUGCUCUUAAAAUCAAAUUUGUUGCACCUACGCUGUCAAUUUAAGAAUUCUUUGCAGUAAGUUUUGCACAAAAAAAUAUAAAAUAUGCUUUCAAUUAAUUUAUCCAUCAGCAUAUUCAUUUGGGAAACUACUAGCAGAAAAAAAGUCUAAUGGAUCAUAUAUAUAACUGCAAAGAGCUCAUUCUGUUAUCUGAUGACUAUUCACAGAAAUACUUAGAAACCCCAGUUCCAUUUCCACCAACAUAAUCUAGAAAGGAUAAUGUUUUUUUAAAGCUUCUCUGGCUGGCAAGAACAAUGUUUAGAUUGCACUGAGGAUCAAUGCUGAAUAACCUUUUCCAUAAGUUAUCUACGUGACUUUAUGAAAUGGUGUCCUUAAAUAGCAAAUAUGCAUUGUGAAUAAAUUAAUUUCUAGUCAUCAUGAGAGUUAGAUUCUCUACUUUGGAGUCAGCAGUUUCUUAGUAUAUUGAAGGUGAUUACAAUAUUCCUCUGUAAAUGCUUUUUUUGCAGGUUCAUUGCUAUUUGAGGCUAUUUCAAACACUCAGUCAUUGAUUUUUGUAUUUGGUCACUGGUGCUAUCAUGUUUACCAACCUGAAUAAUGUGCAUGUUUGUGAGAGGUGUAGACUUGGAACAUAAUAAUCUAUGAAUUCUUUCAGCAAUCGCUUUUUACCUGCACAAAGACCAAAUUGAAGUUGACAGGAAUUUCACUUCAAAAAAGAACCACAGAUUAGGCCCAGAUGCAAGUUACGCUUGCAGCCCUUCCCUUAUCCUGCUUGAAUAGCAUACCCCUUCAGUCAGAUUCCCAAACAGUGUAAUUUGAUACCUUUUUAUGGGCUCUAGUUAAGUGAUAUUAAUUAGCACAGCCAGCAGACCUGAUUGUUGUAUGUUAGGUUUCCAAGAGCUCUGCAGCAGAAUAUUGCCUUAAAGGAUCUGUGUCAUGGAACUCUAGGAGAAAAGUCUCCCUUUCCAGACAACAACUAUCAUCUUCAGCACAUAGGAGUAGAACUGCCAUGAAAACAAAAUAGUAAAAGUACAAAGCUGUGUACAUUUGAUCGACUUCUAUACGCAGGAGAAAAGUUAGAUAUUCUGUGUGCAAAUCAGACUUAACAACUGGAGGAGAAAAUACUAUGCUUUUCUUCUGACUCAAGUGGAAGACAGUUGCAGACAACAAAGAGCUGUUCCCUGCCCAGGACUCGGGGGAUUGCUGUGCUGCUGUGUGCCUUGGUGACGAAAAACAGCCCGGGGGGCUGAGCCGUGCGAGCAGCUGCAUGGGGCUGAGCCUUGCGAGCUCGCGUCGCGACUUUACGGACAGUCCCGAGCACCGACGUACACCAGGCUGCCCGUACGGCAGGACUCACCUUGUGACCUUCUCGCCGUUGGCCCGCUCCUCGGCCUGGUGUCCCUGGGAAACUCGGAGGUUGCCUCUGGCGGAGCUGGAGGCAGGCUCGGACGACCAGUGGGCGGUAGGCCCCGCAAGCAAAAACAGGUGCUGCUUUCUGAUAGUUGUCUUUUGUAAGAGCUGCAAAGAUAAACAUGUAUCUUAUCCAAUGAAGUGUGAAAAUGGCUGCUAAUAAAAACCAAAAACCAAAAACAUGCAAACUCAAACAAUAAACCUAACCAAAUCUAAGCCUCAGCUUGUAGAGAACUUGUCACAGAAGAGCAUUCACACAGCCUUACGAGGCCACCUUGGCUACAUGACGACGCUUCCCGUUGCUUUCUUCAAAGUCAAGUGGCUGGCGAGGAGUGACGCUUUCUCACCAUAAUCACUUCCUUUACAAUAUUUUCAAUGUCCAGUACAAGGCUAAAUGCUCUUGUCCUCCCCUUGUCCUCCGUAGAAAGGUGGGAGCUGCUCAGCAAUUCUUCAGGGCUGGAUUUCUCCCCAAACCGCCUUGUGUUAGGAUUACAACACACUCCCUUCAUAGAGCAGCAAAAGACUACGUCCUCCCAAACACAGAGCACAGCAGAAAGCACCUGGCAGCUGUCAAACUCCCCACAGGAGGCUGGAGAGUCACCACACUGCAACGACCCUGCUCCCUAGGGGAAGGGCAGCCUGUCCCCAGGAAACCGGCAAGGCAAGGCAAGGGGGUGCAGGCCCCAGCGUCCUGCGUCCUGGCAGGGAGCGGGAGCUGCUGAGCCUUUGGGCAGAAGGUCAGGACUGUGCCCAGCUCCGGUCAGUCUGCGCAUGGUGCCUUGCACAAGCGGCGGAAUGGGGCCCUCAGAGGAUAACAUGGAGAUCAGGUGCACCCUGGCCCACCCCUUGGGUGGCAGCAGAGUCAUCCAGAGUAGACUAGGGCACUCGGCAACCAGGCUUCACAGCUUUUGCAUUCCAAAAGGGAAGUGCUACUAAAUGCAGGUGCUUACCUGGCACGCCAGUCCGGGACCACAGUGGUUGAAGUCACUCUCUGGAACUGAAGCUGAGUUCAAGGCUACGAGGGAGCCUUUCCAGUGCUGUUACAAGGCUGUCUGGAAAUGGCUUAAAAAGCAUCACCUGAAAAGGAGAGUGAAUGCGUUACAUUUGGUUUUCACCAGAGCACAUCCAGGCUUUGUCAUUAACCUUGGCAUGUACCAAUAGGUACAAUCCUCUGAGUAAAAUGUGAUCUACUUCUUCCAGCUAAACACUCUGAGCGCUCUCUUCAGUUAACCACAUAUAUGAGACGUUUUAUGCACAAGACUUGUUUUUGCAUUUGUAUUCCUAAGUGAAUUUUCUAAAUAAAGCCAUGUGUAUCAUCAGUAAUGUAUUAAUCACAUAAACAAUGAUCUCUGUAUAUAACUAUGUAUUAGUAGGGACUUUAAAAUAAUUUACAACUAAUGUUAUUAAUCACCAUUUUAGUCCUAAAUAAGUGUGUGGGACUCUUCCCCCUUAUUCUAUAUUUUGGCAAUACUAUUGAUUGAUAAAUGGCUACGCUUUCCAUCUAACUAUAACGUAUUUAAUGCCAGUGCGUUAUUUCUAUGGCUGGCUCAAAAGAUGGCCAAGAGAAUGGCUUGAGCUGUGGAAGCUCUCCCUUCGGAUAGGCUGUCCUGAAGGAUGCAGCACUGGCCUUGCUCUGCCAAGGACUCCACUGGGAGUAGAGUCCCCAGUGAGUAGCAGUCUAUGAGCACAGCACUGCAGAAAGUUCUUGAAAAUCUCACUCUUUAAGGCUGAAUGGGAAAUCUCAUGGUACACGGUAAUUGUGCAAAAUAUGGGAUGCAAAAUAAAACAUAUUUAUCCUGCAGUGUGAUACCUUGACCCAGGAGAACUGUCAAUUAGAAUGAAUGAUACUGUUCCCCUGAAGAGUUACAAAGGUGGGCUCCAGGUUUUUAAUUUGUCUAGGACCCUGAACUUGCAAGGAGCUGAGCACCCUUCAUGAGAUGCCAAGCACCCCGAGGUUUCCAAUCACUGUGCACCACUCCAGAAUUGGCCCAAAAGCUUCGAAUGCGCACCUCUGAGGAGAUGCUUGAUAGUUUGCAGGAGACUGACAUGUUGUUAAGCAACUCAUUUCUCUUUGUAGAAACAGCCUUUGUAAAUGAUUUCUGUUUAGAGGUUAAUGCUUGUACAGACAAUGCCAGUUUAAAAACAUUAAAAUUACCAAAAAAAAAAAAAA
Struthio camelus australis is the source of this 5829-nucleotide messenger RNA. The record is from RefSeq and is a predicted model, not a curated record. Lineage: Eukaryota; Metazoa; Chordata; Aves; Struthioniformes; Struthionidae.